UGAAACGUCGCUGCCAAUAGGCGCAGCGCUUUCUAAACAAACCCUUAGCACGUAAUCCCAUCGAAACCAUCCCCCCCGUUUAUAUCCACUCCUCUCGCGCUCGCCUCUUAAAACACACCGUCCUCCCGCUGCAAGCCCGUCCCGUCCCGUCCCGGCCCCUGGAGGAGAGGAAGCGUCAGCAGCACCAGCUCCGCACCGCGGCGCCCAUCACCGCUGCCUAGAUCUCGCCUGCACGGUAACAUGGUCUGCAGGGCUCGGCUGCUGUAGCCAAGGGCCACAUAGUCACACAGCCAGCAGUGAGCAGCAGAAGCAGCAGCAGCAGUAGUAAGCAGACGGAGAUCAACACUAGGCUAAAUACAUCAGAGGCACCGGAGGAGGAAGGCGUCCAGAGCAAAGCCGAGCAUCCCUGCAUCUCUACGCAGCUGUCCUGCACACCGGCCCCGCUGAACCGGAGCAGGGACGCACUCCUCCCCACCACAGACACUACCUCGGCUUUAUCGGGUGGGAAAAGCCGCCUGGCCAGUGAUCAAGGAAACCAAGAGUCCUGUCCCGUUGCCAUGGGGAAACAGAACAGCAAGCUGCGGCCAGAGAUGCUGCAGGACCUCCGGGAGAAUACCGAGUUCUCCGACCACGAGCUGCAGGAGUGGUACAAGGGUUUCUUGAAGGAUUGUCCAAGUGGAACCCUGAAUGUGGAGGAGUUCAAGAAAAUCUACGCCAAUUUCUUCCCCUACGGUGACGCUUCCAAGUUCGCUGAGCACGUCUUCCGAACGUUUGACACCAACGGCGACGGGACGAUAGACUUCCGGGAGUUCAUCAUCGCCCUGAGCGUGACGUCACGGGGCAAGCUGGAGCAGAAGCUGAAAUGGGCCUUCAGCAUGUAUGACCUGGACGGAAACGGGUACAUCAGCCGCGACGAGAUGCUGGAGAUUGUACAGGCCAUCUACAAGAUGGUGUCAUCUGUGAUGAAGAUGCCCGAGGAUGAAUCCACGCCGGAGAAGAGGACGGAUAAGAUCUUCAGACAAAUGGACCUCAAUAAUGAUGGUAAAUUGUCCCUGGAGGAGUUUAUCAAAGGUGCCAAAAGCGACCCGUCCAUCGUCCGGCUACUCCAGUGCGACCCCAGCUCGGCCUCCCAGUUCUGA
This is a messenger RNA of Perca flavescens (yellow perch), 1139 nucleotides long. Its product is annotated as hippocalcin-like protein 1. The transcript is spliced from 5 exons. Gene Ontology annotation, molecular function: calcium ion binding. Bases 558 to 1139 code for a protein of 193 amino acids. NCBI's taxonomy places the organism in Eukaryota, Metazoa, Chordata, Actinopteri, Perciformes, Percidae. The record is from RefSeq and is a predicted model, not a curated record.